Cuscuta epithymum is the source of this 2882-nucleotide messenger RNA. Lineage: Eukaryota; Viridiplantae; Streptophyta; Magnoliopsida; Solanales; Convolvulaceae. The record is from the annotation of a GenBank genome assembly.
AAAAACAUUCUUAAAUCCGCUAGGCGCCUGGAUUUAUUUAGACAAAUUCCAAGACGGACACACAGCCCUUCCCGCUUCGACGCACUGAAGUGACAGAACAAGGCUCGGCGUCAUCGUCUUCACUCUUCCAUUGACGAAGAGACGACCAUCGACGAACAGAGUCAAGAGAGGUCUGGCUUGCAGGCUCCAGCUUCCCUAUUCGACGUAGAUUCGACCGGAUUCCAGGGCGCUCGACCAUAGUUGGACUGCGCAACCAUGGAAGCUGAACGAACGAAUAUUUUGGAGGAAGCUCCAGACAAGAGGAGGAAGUGCAGCUCAGGGAAGCACCAACCGGAAAAGCUGCUGCUUUUGACUGAGAAAGAAUCAGCAGCCGAUAAGACUUCACCUCCUUCUGGAGUUGAAGUUCUGUUAUUCGACUAUUCGGUUGAAAAUCACUUCAGAGCUAUUGAAACUGUUUCCAAGCUAUGUGGGGAGCCGGACAUUGAUGAUUUUACUGAUCAAGCUGACCUCCAACGUUUUGGUUCAUCCAUCACGUUCCUUUCAGAGUGGAGACAUUUAAGCUAUAAACCAAGACGAAUAAGGUUUGCAUGCCAAAGUGAGACUGGUAAUGGGAAAUAUGGCAAAGUUGAAGAAACCGUCUUGCCUCAAUUUUCAGCCUCAACUGUUCCUAAGGGAGCCUGGAUUGAUGAAAAAGUAAAUUCUACUCAACCCUGCAAUGACCUUGUACUCUAUGUUGGAGGUUCUGUUUGGGGUAUAGACUGGUGUCCCACAUCAGAUAAGGACCCCGAGUGUCAAUUCCAAAGUGAGUUUGUUGCCAUUGCUGCCCAUCCUCCUCAAUCUUCAUAUCACAAGCUUGGUGCCCCACUCACUGGCAGGGGUGCCGUUCAGAUAUGGUGUUUAUUGAACUACAAACCAACAAAUGUGAAAGGUGAAAUAUUUCCGAUCAAAUCACCUAAUAAUCCAAUAAAGCCAAGAGGAAGACCCAGGAAAAAACCACCAAAUGCGUCACUAAAUGAUAAGCAUGGUGACAAUGAAAAUGUGCAACCUCUUGCUGUUGAAUACCCCAGAGAAACAUCCACAGUUCACAACAGGAUCAGUGUGGCUUGUGAAAACAUCAACAAGUCCCAUGAAGAUUCUAGAAGGAAGCAGAAGAUAACUGACCAACUACCAAUAAUAGGUGCAAGUGCUUCAGAACACAGAAGGUUGGAAUGCAGUGCAGUUGGCCAGACCUGUGAUUCGUCCUUGCCCUUGCUAUCAUGGCAUACAAAUGGAAAGUCCCCCUCCAUUCCAAGUUGUCAAGCAUCUACAAGCUGCGCUCUCGUAUCCAUGGAAUCAAGUGGUAAUGAUACAUCUCCCAUGGAGAUUAUUCCAAAGGAUGUUGCUUUGCCUAGAAUGGUGUUAUGUUUGGCUCACAAUGGGAAAGUUGCAUGGGACAUAAAGUGGCGACCAAAAGGUUUUUCUUCAUCCGGGCAGAGAAUGGGGUAUCUUGCUGUUUUGCUUGGAAGUGGAGCUUUAGAAGUGUGGGAAGUCCCUUUUCCUCGUAUAAUAAAACGGCUUUAUUCACCUGACAUGGAGGGUACUGAUCCUCGAUUUAUAAAGUUGGAACCUGUGUUUAGAUGUUCAAAGUUAAAAUGUGGUGACAGGCAAAGCAUUCCUUUAACAGUGGAGUGGUCUAUGUCAUCCUCACAUGAUAUGAUUCUAGCUGGAUGUCAUGAUGGAGUGGUUGCCUUGUGGAAGUUUUCUACCACAAACUCUUCUAAAGACACAAGGCCUUUGCUUUGCUUCAGUGCAGAUACAGUUCCCAUCAGGUCACUUGCUUGGGCACCUUUUGAAAGUAGUUCCGAGAGUGAAAAUAUUAUCAUCACUGCUAGUCACAAGGGCUUGAAGUAUUGGGACUUACGUGAUCCAUUCCAGCAUUUGCGGGAAUACAAUCCUGGUCAAGGAGUGGGUGUAUAUAGCUUGGAUUGGUUGCGAGAUCCAAGGUGUAUUCUUGUAGCUUGCGAUGAUGGAACCCUAAGGAUUCAGAGUGUGGUAAAGGCUGCCAAUGACUUCCAUGUGUCCGGAAAACCACUCACCAUAUCUAAACAACAUGGAUUUCACACCUAUAUGCGGUCUUCCUAUGCAAUAUGGAGUCUGCAAACUUCAAGGCGAACAGAGGUGGUGGCAUAUUGCGGUGCUGAUGGUACUGCUGCCUAUUUCCAGUUAACUAAACAAGCCGAGAGCGACGCCGUCAGAAAUCGAACUCCACAUUUUCUUUGUGGAUCAUUUGUGGAGGAAGAAUCUGCCAUAACAGUAAUUUCACCAAUGCCUAAUACCCCAUUCCGAAUGAUCAAGACAAACAAGUGGACAGAUUUGUUGAGAACCACGCGCACUUCUGCAUCAGGAUCACCCAAUCAAGAAAAAAGAACGAAGGGGGAUCAGUUGAGAAGUCCUUCGUCAGAUAAACAACUAGUUCUGUAUUCUGAGGAUGGAUCUGAUGAUCAAGCUCUGGCUCACAAGAACAAACAGGCGCCUAAAUUAAAAGCAAACAACAUUAAGGAAACAAAAGCUGCUCAACCACCACCUUUCAGUGGUCAAGUAGAUGGAUAUGAACUGCCUCCCAAGAGUGUAGCAAUCCACAGGGUGAGAUGGAAUAUGAACAAAGGCAGUGAGAAGUGGCUAUGCUUUGGCGGAGCAGCCGGAAUUGUUCGCUGCCAGUGGAUCGACACUCCCGCUUACUACUGAUCACAUGCUCAUAAAUACCAUGUAAUCAUAUUUAAUUCAUUAAUUAAACAAUGUACAUAUGCAUCAUAUCAUUAAUAAAAUAUCCCCCCCCCCCCAGAAGAUGGAACUGCAUAUAUAUAUGUACAUAUAUAAAUAUUUUGAAAUUCCAAAAUUUCCAG